UCAUUUCGUGUUAAUUUAUAUAUAAAAGACGAGCAAAGGAAUUGUUACAAUUAGUAAACAAGUAACCCAAGCAAAUAUGAACACACAGUUUCUUCUAUUCGUUGUUACCGGGCUAAUUUUCGUAAGAAGUGAUGGAACUUUGAAAUCGCACCUGGUCGAUAGAAUAUUAAAAAGGAUUGGCAUUGAUGAAACACUUGAUAAAAUGAAAUCAGACAUUUUGGAAAAGAAAUUAUUGCCACAUCAUUUAGUCGAAAUUCCAACUGAACUGGGUGAAACAGCAUUGAGUAAAUUACCAGGAAAAGAAAUUGUGGAAAGAGCGAUAUUGGGCGAUGUACCCGCUGUACCAGGGAUAGGAUCCCUUAAAGAAAAGAUCAUCAAUGAAGAAAUAACAGGCAAACUUCCAUCUACAACAUUAUUAGAUGCACUUGUGGCAGGUAAAGUACCAGAAUUAAAGAGUAAAGUUAUUGAUGCAUUGUAAGUGUUACAUGAAAAUAAAGAUUAGUAUAACUUCA
Messenger RNA from Centruroides sculpturatus (bark scorpion), 512 nucleotides. RefSeq lists its product as uncharacterized. The transcript has 2 exons. The coding region runs from base 77 to 478 and encodes 133 amino acids. The record is from RefSeq and is a predicted model, not a curated record. Lineage: Eukaryota; Metazoa; Arthropoda; Arachnida; Scorpiones; Buthidae.